AUGCCUACGGGCACCACCCCGCAAUGUGUCCGUAUCGCCACACCAGUCGGCGCAGAUGCGCCAGAUGAGGUACGUCCUAGAUGCCCCGGACGCGUCACUUUCACAGACAGCAUCAGCGUAGGUCCAUACUGCCACUAUAGACAUGCUCAACACUAUUGCGAGGUCGAUCAGGCAUCUAUCAAAGACAAUGAAAUUUUGGAUGGUCCCGCAAAUACUCUGGUCAUGAAUACAUUAGCACACUAUGCGUUCGAUAGCUUUACGUGGUGCCUGCAGCCUACCGAGACUCUGAUUUGCUACGUAAUCAAGACAUACCAUACCGUGCUUAAGCAGGCCGGCGCACGGCACAUCUCCAAACACGUCACCUUUCACGAUCACAGCGGCGACUUUCCCCGUCCAAUCGCCGUCGAUACCCCAGGGACGCGACCGUCGUUACCCGGACACUCAGGCCGGUCGGACACGAGAGUAGACUUGCCAAACACCCCUUUGUUGCGACUGCAUGCCGCAUUGACAAGCGUCCUCCGCAUGAGUGGAGCAGCAGAGGUGUUUGAUAUUGUCCUCAAGGCACGUUCUCAAUCGAACGAGCCUGUGGCACCAUACGCUUCAGGUUCUACCUUCUGGCAAUCCGUGGUCGCAUACGAUGGCUCGGAAGUGUGCUUGGAAGCGGAAUUAUAUGACUAG
Messenger RNA from Rhodofomes roseus, 678 nucleotides. RefSeq lists its product as uncharacterized. The transcript has 2 exons. Lineage: Eukaryota; Fungi; Basidiomycota; Agaricomycetes; Polyporales; Fomitopsidaceae. Bases 1 to 678 code for a protein of 225 amino acids. The record is from RefSeq and is a predicted model, not a curated record.